UUUUUUCUGUUUUGCUAGCCUACAGUCUAGUACAGAGCAGCUCACGAAAGCGAAGGAUCAAUAAUUAAUUUACAUAGACGACGAAUACAAUGGAUUUCUUUUGUGACUGGAACGCAAACUGGCUGUACGUUGUUGUCCGGUUAAAGGGACCUCGACCGUACCAGGAGGAUGCGACGGUAGCGCAUUUGGACCUCCUAAUACCGGACUCCCCUGCUUCUGUCACCACGUUUGGUGUGUUUGACGGGCAUGGAGGGGCAGCCGUGUCGCGAAUGCUGUCGCGAGAUGUUCCUGCCAGGCUGUGCGACAGGCUAGCCCGACAUGGGUUAAAUCAUAUGGACCAUUGCCUACGAGAGGCAUUUCACGACUCAGACGAUCGCCUGCAGGAGAGACAUUAUGAUAAAUGGAGGGCGCAAGGCAGCACUGGUUGUUUCGCUGCUUCAAUAGGUGACCAACUUGUGGUGGCCAACAGCGGCGACUCUCGGGCUAUCAUGAGUGUCAAUGGUCAAACACACCCCCUGUCCCACGAUCAGAAGGUGGACACCCCAGCCGAAAAAGCGCGGAUGGACCAGUUGGGAGCAAAGUAUCACGGGAGAAAAGGCCCAAACAACACGCGAUGCAAUUACGUUGUGUCUCCAGAAGCUAACAGUUACUAUAGAGUGAACGUUGCACGUGGAUUCGGUGAUGGGCAAUUCAAGCCGGGACCGCAUCGCAACCAACAUAUAAUUCCAGUGCAACCCGAGAUCACAACGGUUCUGGUGAAUCAAGACGUCGAAUUUAUUGUCCUGGCUACUGAUGGAUUGUGGGAUGUAAUGUCCAGCGAGCAGGUCAUAAGCUCUAUUCGCGAAUCGCUGAAGGGUCCGCGCUCCCCCGCGCAUAUACGAAGGAGUAUAAUUCGAUUGGCACAAUCGGCAAUUCAUGACCAUAACACGAAAGACAAUGUCAGUAUUGUAGUCGCGUUCAACAUAAAAGGACGGAGCCUGGCGGCAUUAGCUCAGCGGAUGUGGCCGGAAUGA
This is a messenger RNA of Sycon ciliatum, 1013 nucleotides long. RefSeq lists its product as uncharacterized. The record is from RefSeq and is a predicted model, not a curated record. The transcript has 10 exons. The coding region runs from base 90 to 1013 and encodes 307 amino acids. Gene Ontology annotation, biological process: peptidyl-threonine dephosphorylation. Gene Ontology annotation, molecular function: protein serine/threonine phosphatase activity. Lineage: Eukaryota; Metazoa; Porifera; Calcarea; Leucosolenida; Sycettidae.